This is a messenger RNA of Vicia villosa (hairy vetch), 666 nucleotides long. RefSeq lists its product as uncharacterized. The transcript has 4 exons. The coding region runs from base 1 to 666 and encodes 221 amino acids. The record is from RefSeq and is a predicted model, not a curated record. Lineage: Eukaryota; Viridiplantae; Streptophyta; Magnoliopsida; Fabales; Fabaceae.
AUGACGUACUCCGGCCCAUUUAACAUCCCCGAACGGACGAAAGACCAACUCGGAUUGGAGAACAGUUGGGAAAGGCUUAAGAGGGAGGCUGAGAUUCGGCGAGUCUUAGAGCUGAUAAGUGUUGCAGGUCAAUGGAGGAGAGCUUGGGAGAGGGCUAACCGCAGGAAGUGGAAGGGAUGCCUCUGGAAACGCGAAACUCAUUUUAGGGUUGUAAUGGGAGCUCUUGAGAAACGACUUACUUCAAUACAAUGGAAGGCAGGAUGGCAAUCCGCCCAUUCCGGUGUGUGCGUUAAGGGUACUGGAAAAGCUGAAGGCAUGGCUGUAGAUGAGGUUGUGAUUGGUUCUGGGGAUAGGAAAAGGAAGUCCAGAAGAGAGGCAGAACGUAAUGUCAUUGUAUUAUCUUCUGAUUCUGAAAGGGAAGAAAAGCAUGGUAAAGAAUUUGAUAAGUGUAAGAAGAGGCAAAUGACUAAGAAAGGACCAAGUACAACUGUUGAAGAAAGGGAAGAGAGGGACGGCACAGGAUGCAAUAAGCUGGAUGAGAGUAGAAAGAAGCAAUAUGGACCAAGUGGCAUUGUGAAAGAAAGGAGCUCGGACUGGAAAGGAAAAGAAGUAAUGGUAGAGGAUGAAGAUGACCACAUUUCUAUUUCAUCUGAUAAGGAAAGGUAA